AACUAAAGGCGGGAUAUUUAGGUGCAAUUGUGCAUUUCGGCCAAUCAGAGCGUUGCUUCUAAUCUGACUUCAGCAGUCUAGUUUGGUUGCAGUGCACCCAUGUGGGUUCAAUGUUGACUUGCUUCCUUAGAAAGUUGUGGAGUUGAGUCUCUACGGUUACCGUUUACUGUGAAACGUUGCUUGUCGCGUUUCGCCAUGUCUUCGUCUUUCUUUAUAAAGAAAAAAGAAAACCCCAAAUUAGUCAAGAAGGGGAAAAAUACAGAGCUGCCAAAGCGAAAGGGUGAUGUGGACUCCGCCGGAAAGAGUAAAGUACGGGCGAAGAAACCCAACUCCAAAUACAACGAAGAGAUUUCCAGCGACUCUGAGACAGAGAGUCACGUAGGGUCCAAGAAAAGACAGUCCAAUGAGGAGAAUGAGUAUGAGGAAACGCCACAGGAGAAGAAGCUCCGAUUAGCCAAACUUUACCUCGAGCAGCUAAAGGAAGAAGAGGAACAGAAAGCAGAAGACGACUCCUUUGAGACUGAUCUGAUUGCUGGCAGACUUCAAGAAGAAGUGCUUGAACAAAAAGGAAAGCUUCAGCGACUUAUUGCCAAAGAUCUCAUGCCGCCGGAUGCUUCAGAGAUCAGACUGUUAAGAGGACACAAACUUCCGAUUACCUGUCUGGUCGUCACCUCUGAUGACAAGUACAUCUUUUCUGCUGCCAAGGACUGCUCCAUUAUUAAAUGGGAUGUCGAGAGUGGGAAGAAACUGCACACAAUGCCAGGGGGAAGGAAAGGCACAGAGGAUCGGCAUGUUGGACACACAGCUCAUAUACUGUGUAUGGCCAUAUCGUCAGAUGGAAAAUACUUAGCCACUGGAGACAUGAACAAUCUGAUCAUGAUCUGGGAGGCAGAAACAUGUAAACAUCUAUAUAAAUUCACAGGACACAAAGGCCCUGUGUCGGGUCUUUCAUUCCGGAAGGGGACUCAUGAUCUGUACAGCGCCUCUCAUGAUCGCUCAGUAAAGGUGUGGAACGUGGAUGAGAACGCAUAUGUGGAAACUCUCUUUGGGCAUCAGGACGCUAUCACAGGACUGGACAGCUUGAGCCGUGAGCGCUGUGUGACUGCAGGAGGAAGGGACCGCUCAGUCAGGGUGUGGAAGAUAGCCGAGGAGUCUCAGCUGGUGUUCCACGGCCACGAGGGUUCAAUCGACUGUAUCCAGCUCAUAAAUGAGGAGCACAUGAUAACAGGAGCUGAUGAUGGCUCUGUGUCUCUUUGGAGUGUCAACAAGAAGAAGCCUCUCAGCACAGUGAAGCAGGCUCACGGUUGCCAUGGUGAUGCCGGGCUGGAGCAGCCUCAUUGGGUGGCUUCGGUAGCCGCGCUCCAGAACUCGGAUACCGUCGCCUCAGGUGCCUCUGGCUGUUCACACAACUCACAGGUGCAGCUGUGGAAGUGUGGCCAAUACUACCGGGGACUGGAGCCUCUAUUCAGUAUUCCAGUGUCUGGGUUUGUCAACAGUCUGAAGUUUUCGAGCUCUGGUCAGUUCUUGGUGGCAGGAGUUGGACAGGAACACAGGCUGGGUCGAUGGUGGAGAAUGAAAGAGGCCAAGAAUGGGAUCUAUAUUAUUCCCCUUAAACGGAAACCUCCUAAUCCAGAGGAAGCCAAGAUGGCUGAAUAGCGGACUGUUAAGUGUCUUUCAUUUUGUAAAUUAAAGCUUUAAAAACAG
Messenger RNA from Chelmon rostratus (copperband butterflyfish), 1704 nucleotides. It is a transcript of the gene rrp9, whose product is annotated as ribosomal RNA processing 9, U3 small nucleolar RNA binding protein. Bases 196 to 1656 code for a protein of 486 amino acids. Gene Ontology annotation, molecular function: protein binding; snoRNA binding. The record is from RefSeq and is a predicted model, not a curated record. Gene Ontology annotation, cellular component: small-subunit processome. NCBI's taxonomy places the organism in Eukaryota, Metazoa, Chordata, Actinopteri, Chaetodontiformes, Chaetodontidae. The transcript is spliced from 15 exons.